GAAGCAGCUGAGAACUCUAGCUGGAGGGCAGAUCAGGAGCAUGGCGUCUUUAGGAGGACACAUUGUAAGCAGGGGAUCAGCGUGGGACUUGAACCCAAUCUUAUCUGCUGGCAAAUCUGUUCUCAACUUGGCAUCAGAUGGUGGCAAACAACAGAUUUUUUUUAAAUGAUCAGUUUCUUGCUGGCCGUAAGCAUGCAGACAUAGAGCCCAAGGAGGUCAUUGUUUCUGUUCUUAUCCCAUAUUCUACAAAGGAUGUUGACCCAGGACAGUCUCCACAAGACCCUGUGGGACAUCCCAUCAUGCACCAGUCUGGUAUUAAGCAUGCCACUGGUGAAGCGGUUUACACUGAUGACAUUCGUCCAGUGGAUGGAGAACUUUCAUUGGCUGUGGUCACUAGAAUUAAAGCCCAUGCAAAGAUUAAAUCAAUUGACAUUUCAGAAGCCCUUCAGGUGCCAGGAGUGAUUAAUGUGGUAACAGCAAAAGAUGUUCCAGGGAAAAAUGGCAAUGAUGAAGAGGAAGCAUUUGCAAAAGAUGAGGUCAUUUGUGUUGGACAGAUAAUCUGUGCUGUGGUUGCAGAGACACUGACUCAGGCAAAGUGUGGAGCUAAGAAGGUGAAGAUAGUGGAUGAAGAUCUGCAGCCAGUCCUCACCAUUAAGGAUGCAAUAAAACAUAAUUCAUACAUUACUAAAGAAAGGAAACUAGAAAAAGGAGAUAUUGAGAAAGGAUUUAAGUCUGCUGAUAAAAUCAUAGAAGGUGAAUUGCACAUGUGAGGACAGAAACAUUUCUACCUGGAAACAAAUAGUGUGCUUGUUACUCCAAGAAUGGAAGAUAAAGAAAUGGAUGUGUAUGUAUCAACUCAGCAUGCAACAGUUGUACAGAAAUUAGUGGCUUCAGCUUUAAAUCUCCAGUCCAACAGAAUUAUGUGCCACAUGAAACGUGUUGGUGGAGCAUUUGGUGGGAAGAUAACCAAGCCUUCAUUCUUUGCUGUAAUUGCGGCAGUGGCAGCUAACAAGACCAGGCGCCCAGUCCGUUUUACCCUUGAAAGAAACAUGGACAUGUUAAUCACUGGUGGACAUCAUCCUUUCUUUGGAAAAUAUAAAGUUGGAUUCAUGAAGGAUGGUAGAAUAAUAGCUGCAGAUUUUCAAUGCUAUAUAAAUGGUGGCUGUACAAAAGAUGAAUCUGAGUUGGUGAUUGAGUAUAUUGUGCUGAAAGUGGACAAUGCAUAUAAUAUCCCUAAUCUCCGAGUCAGGGGCCAUGCCUGCAAGACUAAUUUGCCUUCUAAUACUGCCUUCUGAGGAUUUGGGUUUCCUCAGGCAGGUCUGUUUGUGGAGACCUGUAUUGUGGCUGUGGCAACACAAACUGGACUACCACAUGAGAAGGUUAGGGAAAUAAACAUGUACAGAGGAGUUAAGCAAACAGCCUUUAAAGAAGAAUUUGAUGCAGAGAAUCUGUGGAAAUGUUGGAAAGAAUGUCUGGAUAAGUCUGACUACUACAGCCGGAAUGCAAAGCUGGAAGAGUUUAACAAGAAGAAUUACUGGAAAAAGAAAGGGAUUGCCAUCAUUCCUAUGAAGUUUUCUGUUGGAUUUAGUGCAACCUACUUUCAUCAGGCUGGUGCUCUUGUCCAUAUCUACGUAGAUGGGUCUGUACUAGUCACUCAUGGUGGCAUUGAACUUGGACAAGGAAUUCACACUAAGAUGUUACAGAUUGCCAGUCGUGAACUGAAGAUACCACUGUCAUAUAUACACUUCUGUGAAACAAGCUCAACAACUGUACCUAAUGGCAAAUACACAGCAGGAUCGGUUGGAACAGAAAUCAGUGCAAGAGCAGUACAGAUCAGUGAAGCUCACAAGAAGAGCAUCAACCUUUCAGCUACUGGCUAUUUCAAAACAUUAGGACAGACAUUGUCAUGGAUGCCUCUUUUAGCAUAAAUCCAGCUAUAGAUAUAGGACAGAUUGAAGGGGCCUUCAUUCAGGGUGUUGGUCUUUAUACAUUAGAAGAAAUCUACUUUUCGCC
Messenger RNA from Numida meleagris (helmeted guineafowl), 2013 nucleotides. Its product is annotated as aldehyde oxidase 2-like. NCBI's taxonomy places the organism in Eukaryota, Metazoa, Chordata, Aves, Galliformes, Numididae. Gene Ontology annotation, molecular function: oxidoreductase activity; iron ion binding. The record is from RefSeq and is a predicted model, not a curated record.